CUCCCAGAGCCCUGUGUUCCUUAGAAACCAGGCGGCGUGUUCCCGGUGUCAGCGCGCAAAAAAUCUGGUCCCCGCGCAUCCCCACCAGCCUCUUUCAAGACGGGCGGGUGGCGUCUGAGACCUGUCCGGACCCAUGGUCUCCAGUGCGGCGCUGGACGGGCGAUGCCAGCGUGCCAGGAGCCAUGUUUGACCAGGACUUUGGGAAGGUCAGCUCCAUGCCGGAGGCCCUUGUGAAGCGAUGAGUUGGUGAGCUGAGGCCAGGAUGAAGAUGCUGCCAGGUGUGGGUGUAUUUGGUACUGGCAGCUCGGCCCGGGUCUUGGUCCCACUGCUGAGGGCAGAAGGAUUCACAGUGGAGGCCCUGUGGGGGAAGACGGAGGAGGAGGCAAAGCAGCUGGCUGAGGAGAUGAACAUCACCUUCUACACCAGCCGGACUGAUGAUGUCUUACUGCAUCAAGAUGUAGACCUGGUGUGCAUCAACAUCCCCCCUCCGCUCACCCGCCAGAUAUCUGUGAAGGCUCUAGGCAUCGGGAAGAAUGUGGUCUGUGAGAAGGCCGCGACGUCGGUGGAUGCAUUCCGGAUGGUGACAGCCUCGCGAUACUACCCGCAGCUCAUGAGCCUGGUGGGGAACGUGCUGCGCUUCCUGCCCGCCUUUGUGCGGAUGAAGCAGCUGAUCGCAGAGCACUAUGUGGGCGCAGUGAUGAUCUGUGAUGCCCGCAUCUACUCGGGCAGCCUGCUCAGCCCCAGCUACGGCUGGAUCUGCGAUGAGCUCAUGGGCGGCGGGGGCCUGCACACCAUGGGCACCUACAUCGUGGAUCUGCUGACCCACCUGACUGGCCGGAGAGCUGAGAAGGUGCACGGGCUUCUCAAGACCUUCGUGCGGCAGAAUGCUGCCAUCCGGGGCAUCCGGCAUGUCACCAGCGAUGACUUCUGCUUUUUCCAGAUGCUCAUGGGUGGGGGUGUGUGCAGCACAGUGACACUUAACUUCAACAUGCCGGGUGCCUUUGUGCAUGAGGUCAUGGUGGUGGGCUCUGCAGGGCGCCUUGUGGCCCGGGGAGCUGACCUCUAUGGGCAGAAGAACUCUGCCACACAGGAGGAGCUACUAGUGAGGGACUCGCUGGCCGUGGGUGCCGGGCUGCCUGAGCAGGGCCCCGAGGACGUCCCGCUGCUCUACCUGAAAGGCAUGGUCUACAUGGUGCAGGCCUUGCGUCAAUCCUUCCAGGGCCAGGGCGACCGCCGCACCUGGGACCACACCCCUGUGUCCAUGGCCGCCUCCUUCGAGGAUGGGCUGUACAUGCAGAGCGUGGUGGAUGCGAUCAAAAGGUCAAGUCGAUCUGGGGAAUGGGAGACUGUAGAGGUGCUGACGGAGGAGCCCGAUGCCAACCAGAACCUGUGUGAGGCGCUUCAGCGGAACAACCUGUGAGCCCGAACACAUGGGCUCCCUGCCUGCCCCCAGGGCACAGGGACCAUCAGGGGUCAGGAGCUGGGAUGGGGGGUGUGAUUUUAGUAAAGACAGUGUGUUUCCUUUAAUAAAUCAGCAUGGGCCAGGGCUGGAAGAAAAUUGAAGGAGGCCCAGGUUAAACACCCCGUCUAUCCACUCAUCUCAGACUUGCAGGGCGGUGAGCCUUCCUGCUACCAGGGCUGGGUGGGUGAGCCCACUCUGUGUAGAGUGGAGCUGCUGCCAGGCCUCUUCAUUGUUCUAGGGAGCAAAGCCUGCAAAAGUUUGGCCUAAGGGCUCUGAUUUGUGGUCAUACAGGAUAAAAAAGCCCAGGCGGAGCCGGCUUGGCUGAGGCCUGAGGAGAAAUGACAAGAAGCCUUGUUUCCAUGCCCUUCUUGGGCUGGGGCAUCUCAGGAAGAGUGAGGGCAACAAGUCACCCCUCAGGGAUCCUCACCUGCCUUCCCAUGUACCCAGACCCCAGGCCAAACCUUCCUGCAGAGAAGAGUGGGGCUUCUGUAUUGAAUGAGCUCUCAGGGGCUAUUGACCUAUGGAAGAGGGCCCCUGACUUGGCCAAGAGGAGAUGGGGAGCUGUAGAACAUCGGAUAAAUGUCAAUAAAUAAGUCAGAAAAGAUGACAUC
Messenger RNA from Dipodomys spectabilis (banner-tailed kangaroo rat), 2073 nucleotides. It is a transcript of the gene Gfod2, whose product is annotated as glucose-fructose oxidoreductase domain containing 2. The record is from RefSeq and is a predicted model, not a curated record. Gene Ontology annotation, biological process: extracellular matrix organization. The transcript is spliced from 3 exons. Gene Ontology annotation, molecular function: nucleotide binding. The coding region runs from base 263 to 1420 and encodes 385 amino acids. NCBI's taxonomy places the organism in Eukaryota, Metazoa, Chordata, Mammalia, Rodentia, Heteromyidae. Gene Ontology annotation, cellular component: extracellular matrix.